AGUGACCAUUGAUAACAAAAGUCCGAUGGUACCUACCUAGUGCUAAUUGUGUUAAAUGAAAAAUCAAGAAGAGAGCAAGAACAGGCUUACUUAUAGAACUAAAGUGCAGAACUGGAACUAACAGUGUCCUGUAUGAGGAUGAUGUGUGAGUGUUUAGUGAAAAGGACCGCCUGACAAGAUGUGUAAAAGCGUGAAGACCGUAGCUUGGGAGACGGAAACCCUGAUGGGUACGCCGCCGAAGUCAAAGUGGGAUACACUGUGUCCCAGAGCGGCCUUGUCCCACGUGGGACUGUUCGUCGCGCUGAUGUUGUACACUGCUGGCGGUGGAUUAGUUUUCCGUGCAUUGGAGUAUCCUGCAGAGUUGGCGAAACAAAGCUUCCAUAGGGAGAGAUUACAGACAGAAAGAUGGAACUUGAUACAGUUUGUUGCACAGCGCAAUGGAAACAUAACGCUAGAUCCUAUAAUUGAGAAACAACUUAGUGAUCACUUGGCUUUAUAUGAAAGAGUAUUAGAAGAAGCGUCAUCUUGUGGUUUAGCUUUAGAAGUAGAGAGGAAUUUUCCAGCGGCCGAAGAAAAAUGGAGCAUUUUACAAGCCGUGUUCUUCUCUUCCACUGUGCUCACCACAAUAGGAUAUGGCAACAUUGUGCCUGAAACAUUUUGGGGGAGACUGUUUUGCAUUGCGUACGCGCUCAUCGGAAUACCUUUGACGUUGACAGUCAUUGCUGACUUGGGCCGUGUGUUUGCUACUUUCGUAUCUUUUACAGCUAAACAAUUGCCUGCUAUGCCUCAAUGUUGUAAGCGGGUUUCAGAAGCAAAUCCGGCAGGCCAAAGGUCCCUUUACGCUUUAGGAGCUGUGGGCUUCCUUUUCGUAUAUUUGUCAGCUGGUGCUGGACUUUUUAAGAUGUGGGAGGAUGAUUGGACAUUCUAUGACGGAUUUUAUUUUUGCUUCAUAACUAUGACAACUAUCGGAUUUGGCGACUUAGUGCCCAAAAGGCCGAAAUACAUGCUCCUCUGCACUCUCUACAUCCUAAUUGGCUUGGCGCUGACUUCCACCAUCAUAGAAUUGGUGAGACGACAGUACGCCAGAUCUUGGCAGCAGCUGCGGGCUUUAUCUGGCCCUUUGGCUGACACUCUGAGAAGACUUGGGGAUGCUGGUAGAGGGGUCGAUGUCUCCGACCUUCGGAAAGUUCUUACUGUGGUCACGAUGCCGCGGUUGGGCUCGGGAAAAGACGCUGACAAACGUCAGUUGGAGUGGGAGGCAGCCGUCGAGGCAGUCAUCAGGGACAUCACCUCCCCCACGAAACCCCAACAGAAACCACCAAUAGUGCAGAUCGUUAUUUACGAAUCGUCCGUCUAGUGCUCGAUUAACAUUCAAUGGCACAUCAAAUGCAAUCCUUUUUAAACAUUAUGUAAAAAACACAUCAAAGUUUAACAUCAAAUUGAGUGACUACAGUUUUGAUAACACGAUGCGUUGCUGACACCGUGUAAAGUUUUAAGAGUUUCCUGAAAUAUCUCUCGCUUCAUCGUUCACACAAUAGUCACGUAACUAAAACGCUUUGAACGAAGCACCUAUAUUCAUUAUUCGGAACGUUUCAACCGAAAUGUGUUUUUUUAUUGGCGAACAGAAUUAUUUGGCAUUUAACUAAAGCUCUAAUUGCGAGAAGCGAUCACGAACGCGCUUUUACCGCGUGACAUUUCCACAUUAAGAACUUUAUUCCUCGGAAGUUCACGGCCGAUUUCCUCGCUCGCUUGUGUUUGCAACGAUGCAUAGCCUAGUCGCCGCUGCUGACCUAUUUCGUGAAUUUACCUUUAUAAAAUGUCGUUGCAAUGCUGAACAAAACAAUGGUAUGUGGAACUGUCUCCGUGCCAACUUCUGAAAAAGAUGUGACUCGCUUCCUUGCCUUUGUGUAGGUAGGACGUUGAACUUUCACGAGUCAAGAUGUUGCCUUGGCGGUGAAUUGUCUAGACAGAUGUGACACACCGACCUAAUGAUUUAUUUUUGUCGUGAAGGUGUACAAAGAUAAAGAUGUAAUGGAUGUAAAACAGGCUUCCUAUUGGACAAAAGAAUAUUUUUGAUUUACAUUCAAUAAAAUUGUUCUGAGAAAAUUAUUGCAUUUUAACGUCGUUGUUGCGAUCGAAUUGUAUUUAAUAAAACAAGAUUUGGGUUUUGUUACACAGCAGUUAAAGCAUAGGCUAUCAAUAAUAGGAAUGAUGACGGGGUAAAGUAACGAAAUUCUAUUUUAGUCGGUAAGAUUAUCAAAAAAUAAUGGUCUUAUUUUUUCUUUGCGUUUAUCAACCGUCGACCAGGACGUCAGGACUGACGCGAUCAGGCCAUAUGUCCUGACGCGAGAUUAAGAGUUUUUACCCAUUACAAAAAAAAGGGUACAACGCCGCUA
Chilo suppressalis (striped riceborer) is the source of this 2396-nucleotide messenger RNA. The record is from the annotation of a GenBank genome assembly. NCBI's taxonomy places the organism in Eukaryota, Metazoa, Arthropoda, Insecta, Lepidoptera, Crambidae.